This is a messenger RNA of Thlaspi arvense, 1254 nucleotides long. NCBI's taxonomy places the organism in Eukaryota, Viridiplantae, Streptophyta, Magnoliopsida, Brassicales, Brassicaceae. The record is from the annotation of a GenBank genome assembly.
AUGGAGUUUCUCAACCUCUUCCAAUUUAUCUUGCUUUUCUCAGCCCUGGUCUUUGGCCUUCGCUUAUUUCGCCGGAGAAAACUCCCCCCAGGACCCAUUGGCCUCCCUCUGGUCGGAAACCUCUUUGAAAUUGGUACAAAGCCACACCAAUCACUAGCAAAUUUGGCCAAGAAGUACGGUCCUCUCAUGACAGUUCGUCUCGGCAGCAAAACCCUGGUCGUAGCUUCGUCCCCGGAAAUGGCUCAGCAAGUCUUGCAAAAGCACGACGAGGCCUUCUCGGGUCGGGUCAUAUCUGACACCAUCACCAAAGUCCAAAACUACGACCUGAACCUGGUCUGGAUGCCCGCCGGAGAUCAGUCACGCUUAAUCCGGCGAGCUCUCAGCACUUUUUUGCUGCACCCAAAGAAGCUGGACACUCUAGUCGGGCUUCGCCACAAGGCGAUGCAAGAGAUGGUUCAACAUGUAACAAAGAUGAGCGAGACCGGAGAAGCUGUGGAUAUUGGAAAGUUAGCCUUUAUUACGGCACUGAACCAAAUGGCUAACACGUGCUUUUCCAUGAACGUGGCCGAUUACAACUCCGGCGAAGCUCAGGGGUUCUUGAAUGCCGGAUUGAAGCGGAGAGCGAAAGUUGCUUACAACUGGCUUAAUUCUGUUUCUAACGAGUUUGUCACGAAGAGGCUGCAACACAGGAAGCUUAAGAUAGCCAGACACGGGGAUAUGCUAGAUUCUCUUCUUGAUUGCGUUCAGGAAGAGCCUGAGCUCAACUAUGAAUGUGUCAAGGUUCUUCUAGUGGAGUUGCUACUUGGAGGCACAGAAACAAGUUCAAUUACCACUGAAUGGGUGAUGACAGAACUAAUACUCAAUCCAAAUAUAAUGGCAACGGUGCACGAGGAAAUUAAGAAAAAGGUGGGAGAUAAAGGAAGAAUAGAAGAAUCAGACGUACUCGAAUUGCCCUACUUACAGGCUGUAAUAAAAGAAACAAUGAGGUUGCACCUCACCGUGCCGCUUCUCGUCCCUCACAAAACAGAGACAGAGGUGGAGCUGAAAGGUUAUGUAAUACCGAAGAACACUCAAACAAUAGUAAAUGCUUGGGCCAUUGCUCGCGACUCUAAAUAUUGGGAAGAGCCAACUGUUUUUAAGCCAGAUAGGUUCUUAAACUCUAAAUUGGACUUCAAGGGGCAGCAUUUUUCCUUCCUUCCUUUUGGUUCUGGCCGGCGAAUGUGCCGGGAAUUCCCCUUGCUCAUAGGGUUGUGA